AAUAGUCUUGAGCAAGAGCGUUUUCUGGCAGACGGAGCAGAAGAGUAGCGGCACAGGGGCUCAGGGGCCAUUUCUGUCAUCAUAGCGGAGGGGGGCGGGGCUUGUAAACCGAAAACUCUUCAGAACUGAGUGGAGAACACAGCAUUGUAGUGGGGAAUUGCAGGCGGAGGAAGAAGCGGCCAAGAAAGGCAUCGUCUUCCAAAAGCCACGAUGGAGACCUUCAGUUCCAAAGACAUGGCCAUGAAGGCCCAGAAGAAACUCCUCAGUCACAUGGCCAGCAAGACGAUGGUGAAUAUGUUCAUUGACGACACUACUAGCGAGAUCUUGGAUGAGCUCUACCGGGUGUCUAAGGAACACUCCGGCAACCGUACGAAGGCCCAGAAGGUGGUGAAGGACCUCAUCAAGGUGGCGGUGAAGAUCGGUGUGCUCUUUCGCCACAACCAAUUCAGCCAUGAGGAGCUUGGACUGGCAGAUGAGUUUAAGAAGAAGCUUCACACAGGAGCUAUGACAGCCAUAAGCUUCCAGGAGGUGGAGUUUUCCUUCGACAAAGUAGUGAUGGCAAACAUCUUAACAGAGUCCCGGGACAUGCUUCUCAAGCUGGUAGAAAAGCACCUCACACCAAAGUCACAUGGGCGCAUCACGAACGUCUUCAACCAUUAUGCAGACCACGAUCUGCUGGAAAAUCUCUACAAUCCCAAAGGGAAACUCUGGCCCCAUCUGACCAAAAUUUGUGCCGGUCUCAAUAAGUUGGUGGAGGAUGGGAAACUAUGAGGUUGACGAACUUGGGGAGGGACUGGGUUAGAGCUCAACAGGGGAGGUGCGAAGACCCGGCUGAGUUAUCACACAAUGGAGGGACUGCAAUCCAGUCUUUAUCUGUGGACAGCCGGAGGCACUGCAGUUAAAAAACUCAAUGUGUCAUUUAAAUAUCAAUCCCAGAAAAGGAAUCGCUGUUGUACUUUCAAAAAGGUACUUAAAUAUAAAUACCUUGGAAAAUAUAUGGCCUUAAUAAUGAAUCGAAGAAUAUAAUUGUAAGCCUUGGAUAGAAGGGCCUGAUGGGAUACAAAGAGUCGUACAGUUUGGUGAGUGGUUUUGUUAAACCAGAGACUAUAUCUUUCCAUUCAGGUAACAAUGUCAUCCCGUCCAUUGAAUAUUUAAUAAACAGGCUGCCUUGUAUUAAACCUUUAACCAUAAAAGAGAAUAAUGCUCAUCCUGGGUGGUCACUGUUAGCUGAUUCCCAGGCAUGUAGCAAUAUUGUUGAUCACUGUUUUUUAUAUAUAUAAUAGUUUGGGGAGCAUUUUUAUUUAUUUGUUCACUGUAGAUAUGUAUCUUCCAAUUGCCAAAAGUGUUACAAGCAAGCACUGAGUCUUCGUCCUGUUUUAAAUACUCUAUAUCCCUAAAUGUUUUAUCUGUGUACAUCAGUGAGUGGGGAAGAGUGCUUUAACAUGAGGGGGAAAAGGCAGGACCGAAAGAAUACGUACAGCUCUGGAAAGCAUUAAGAGACCACAGUACAAUUUUUUGUUUCACUCGUUUCUCAAUUUAUGGAUGUGUGUCUGUGAAAUAUAUAUAUAGCCUGGUUCUUCCCUGCUUCUCAUUAAUGAAGGGCUUCUUCCUUGCUUUAUGGGUCUCCAGUCCUGCUUCUAGGAGCCUCACAGACACUGUUCUAGCAGUGCACCUCACACCUGCACUUAAUGUCUCCCAUUCCUUUUGAAGGUCACUUGAUAUCAUCCUUCAAUUCACGAGAAACUGCCGGAUAAGUUAACGGUCAUCUCUGCCAUUAGAACUUCCGCCCUUUACCUGAUUGGUUUCUGGUCGUUCCCAGUGUCUCCUGCUUCACCUUGUUCUUGAGUACUACUGUGGUACAAACUUUGAGCUUGGAAGCAGCAGAGCCAGGAUUCAACCAGGAUUUUUAAAUGCAGAUUUGUUUAAAAAUAUAGAGCGUUCUCUUAAUUUUUUUCCAGAGCUGUGAAUUGUACCUUGGGUUUAUCACAUGGAGAUAUUAGGGUCUGAAAAUUCAGGUGCUCCAUCUAGUGUUUAGAUUGAGUAACACAGUAUGAAAGUCACUCAUUUUAUGUAAAAUCCAACUAUUAGCAAGGUGACAGACCAUCACAACUUGAAAUUUGCUGUGAACCCAUUUACCAAAUGGCAACUGAAUACUGAAUAUAAUCUUGACUGUUCCCCAUUGUUGCAACAAACAUAUUUUCCUGUUUGUAUGACUUUUUAAUAAAGAAUGCUCCUGUCACAACAA
Molecule: messenger RNA, 2245 nt
Organism: Brienomyrus brachyistius
Lineage: Eukaryota; Metazoa; Chordata; Actinopteri; Osteoglossiformes; Mormyridae
Product: tumor necrosis factor alpha-induced protein 8-like protein 2
Exons: 3
Coding region: 211-771 (186 amino acids)
Biological process (GO): regulation of apoptotic process
Cellular component (GO): cytoplasm
Source: RefSeq, a predicted model, not a curated record